UUAGUCACGAUUUGAUUGGAAAGAAAGACGGUCAUGGAUACCACAGAUUUUUCGCUCGCAUUUGGCAAGAAGAACAAGCACAAGAAAGAUAAAGCGGAUGCAACGCUCGAGGCCAAAACGCCCACAUCUGAGGCAGAUCUCAAGCGUACAAUUGUCUCCCGGCCAACCAGGGAUGACACCUACGAGAAUUGUGCUCGCAUCGGCAUCGCCAUAAUACUCAAUCACAAGGAUGUCAAGGGGCAGAAACAGCGCACGGGCACCGAACGGGAUCGCGAUGAUAUUCAGAAAUCACUGCUAGGUUACGGAUUCGAUGUGCGUCCCUACAACGAUCUGACCUUUGCCGAAAUAACCGAUUUGCUCAAGGAGGUGGCUCGCGAGGAUCACAGUCAAAAUGAUUGCUUUGUGCUUGUUCUCAUGUCGCAUGGCGCCGAGGGUAAGGUCUAUGCCAAGGACAUGGCGUAUCCUGUGGAGCGCCUGUGGAAUCCCUUUCUGGGCGACAGCUGCAAAACGCUGGUGAACAAACCGAAGCUGUUCUUCUUGCAAGCCUGUCGCGGCGAGUUGUUGGAGAAGGCUGUAGAGUUUUCCGCCUUUGCGGUCAUGACCAGAGAACUGGAGCCACCAGCUGCUACAAUGGCACAGCCUGUGACCUAUGCCAUACCCAGCACAGCGGACAUGCUCGUGUUUUACUCCACCUUUGACAAGUACUUCUCGUUUCGCAAUGUGGAGGAAGGCUCCUGGUUCAUACAGAGCCUGUGUCGGGUGCUCGAUUCAACGGCCAACUUUGAGGCCCUGCAGUCCGAAGGCAUUGAUCUAUUGCGUAUGCUGACCGAGGUCAAUCGGAGGGUGGCCUACGAGUAUCAGUCGAAUACAAAGAACGAGGCACUCAACCAAAUGAAGGAAAUGCCCAACUUUAUGUCUACCCUAACGAAAACAUUUCAGUUGCGCGUGAAGCGAAAGACCUAAAUGACAAUUGUUGAGUCAGCCAGCAAAGUGUGCAGUGCAACGAUUAUAAAUUCCAUAUACAUAUAUAUAUAUAUAUAUAUAUA
Drosophila grimshawi is the source of this 1046-nucleotide messenger RNA. RefSeq names its product caspase-7 (gene Decay). The coding region runs from base 34 to 963 and encodes 309 amino acids. Gene Ontology annotation, biological process: apoptotic process; proteolysis. The record is from RefSeq and is a predicted model, not a curated record. The transcript is spliced from 4 exons. Lineage: Eukaryota; Metazoa; Arthropoda; Insecta; Diptera; Drosophilidae. Gene Ontology annotation, cellular component: cytoplasm.